Messenger RNA from Haemonchus placei, 714 nucleotides. NCBI's taxonomy places the organism in Eukaryota, Metazoa, Nematoda, Chromadorea, Rhabditida, Trichostrongylidae. The record is from the annotation of a GenBank genome assembly.
AUGCAGAAUGUGGUCGGACGAACGGCAUUGCAUGAAGUCGCUGCUUUGGGAGAUCCGAAUCUGCUGAAAAUUAUGUUCAAAUUGCACGCAGAUGCCAACGUACUCGACAAGGGAUAUUUUCGAUAUACAUUUGAGGACGAUAAAACGCCUGUGCAUGUAGCUGCUGAGCGAGGAUACACGUCCAUCGUUGAGCAGUUGAUCGACAAAUUUGGUGGUUCCAUCAGAGCUCGAACCAGAGAUGGCUCCACACUUCUUCACAUUGCUGCGUGCUCGGGUCACACGAGCACAGCUCUCGCUUUCCUGAAAAGAGGUGUACCGCUGUUCAUGCCAAAUAAAAAGGGAGCCUUAGGCUUGCAUUCGGCUGCUGCUGCUGGUUUCAAUGAAGUUGUCAAAAUGCUCAUAGCACGAGGCACGAACGUCGAUAUUCGAACAAAGUCAGGGAAGGCAUCGGUGGUCGAAACAUUGCUGGGCUCAGGAGCUGACAUUCAUGUGAGGGGAGGAGAACUAGGACAAACUGCACUUCACAUCGCCGCUUCACUGAGUGGACCAGAAUCGCGUGAAUGCGCUAUGAUGCUUCUGAAGUCCGGUGGACAGCCUGACGUCGCUCAGGAAGACGGCGAAACCUGCUUGCACCUGGCAGCUCGCAAUGGCAAUAAGGAGAUAAUGAGGUUGUUGCUCAACGAGAAUGCGAAUCUACAAUUGAUGUCGAAUAGC